Ostrinia furnacalis (Asian corn borer) is the source of this 502-nucleotide messenger RNA. RefSeq lists its product as uncharacterized. The coding region runs from base 29 to 454 and encodes 141 amino acids. Lineage: Eukaryota; Metazoa; Arthropoda; Insecta; Lepidoptera; Crambidae. The transcript is spliced from 4 exons. The record is from RefSeq and is a predicted model, not a curated record.
UCGCCACUCGCUUGCACUCGAACCUCGGAUGUUUUAUUUACCAACACAUUUUUUUAUUUUAUUUAGUUGCUAUCCAAUAAACAACCUACAACCAAUACGGACAGAUAAUUUUACCUGUCCGUCAAUUGCUUUAGAUUAUACUGAAGGUUCAAGACUUGUUUACAAAAGAAAUCCAGCUCCUGAUGGACACAGAUGUGGUGUAUGUCCAACGUAUUUCCAGAAAAUCUGCGCUUUCAAUUAUAGAACCAACGCAACGUUUAUUUUUGAUAACCACUGCGUUAUGGACCUAUACAACUGUAUCCAAGGAACGGAAUUCGUUCCGCUAAAGUAUGAACAUUGCUUAUACUUCGGAAACUUCGCAUACGUCCACGGGUAUAAAUAUGAAGACAUAGAUUAUGGAGAAGAUCACAUAAUAGUGAAAAAUACGCAGAAGAAUCAAGAUUUUGUCAGAUAACUGUUAUAUGCACAAUAUAAUAAAAAAGUAUUAAUUUAAAGAUUUCUG